CGACGGUGAAGAGUUGAAGGACCCCGCAGUGCACAUGCCAAACGUACAGUAACACUAGUGACACGGGCGUUUGAUCCUUUCGCUGGAAACACCUUGAUGGUGGGUAGAAUCGUUACUUACGCAUUAAACAGAUGUCGUGUUUCGGUUGUGAUCCCAACUUCUGCCCAGAAUGUGGAAAUGUGCUUCCUCUUCCAGUAAUACAGGACACAGUCUGCUGCCCCCGCUGCUCCUUCUGCAUCCCUGUAGCAGAGUUCUCAGGCCAGGUGAUCUGCUCAACAGUUGUCUUCAACCCUGUGGAGCAGUCAACAGUAGCUCUGGAGGAAGAGGAGGACUCUGACCUGAAGGGACCUGUGAUUGACAGACGCUGCUCUCGUUGCAAUAAAGAGGGGAUGGUUUACCACACCAGGCAGAUGAGAUCUGCAGAUGAGGGACAGACUGUCUUCUUCACCUGUAUACACUGCAGAUAUCAAGAGAAGGAGGAUUCUUGAGAACAAGUCCAGCACACUUUCUCCAUUCCUGUCCAUUCUUCUGCCCUCAUAUCUGGAUGCUUUCUCUCCACAUGGAUUGAAAAAAACAGCAACUCUGGGCCCUUCACCUUUAUUUCAUCAAGCUGUGCAGUGCAGGGCAUCUCAGUCACUGGUCUUGAAUAUUAGCAUUCACAAACAGACUAAAAUCAGGGUCCAUUUGCUAGCUGUUUUGCUGGCCUUCAUCAUUGGAUGAAGUUUCCUCAGUUUUCACAGAAAUACUAUUAUACACUGUAAACACAACAUUGACAUAUUUUCAACUUAUAAAGUUGUUAUGGUGACUGUGUUAGCAAACCAUUACCUAUGAGCACAUCCAGCAGAACCAGAGCAACAUUAUUUGGAGUUGAGUUUGUGUCCACCUGACAAAUGUCCAGUAUUCACUGUCUUUUCAGCUCUUUUUUUGAUCUCUACCAACUUCUGAGAAAAAUCUGUCUCUUUAGCUGCUAAAUGUUUCACUGUGUUCACCAGCUAGUCUCUAACUAUGUCUGUCUGCUCUGUGCUGCUGAGCAGGUUGUGUACAGUGGGUUUAUUCACACUGUUUCACUAAUAACAGCUGCCUCCUGCUGCUGGAAAUAUAGUUGAUGAGAGCUGAGGUUGUGAUCAAGUACGGCCAGGCUAAAAAGUCAGUGUGCAGCAUUUGAAAUUUUUGGAUUUUUAUUUUUUGUAAUUCUCUUUUUUAUUUGUUUAUAAAUGCAAUAUAACCAUAUGUAAACAAAAUCCACAACCAGUAGAAUAUGAGGACCUUGAGCAAAACCAAAAAAAACCCAAAAAUAAUAAUAAUACCAUAUCAUACCAUAAAAUAAGAAUAGAGUAAAUAAAUAGAUGGAUUGUGCUAUCCAGGUUGUUAAUAAUAAUAAUAAUAAUAAUAAUAAUAAUAAUAACUUUAAUUUAUAUAGCGCCUUUCAAGAAACCCAAGGUCACUUUACAAUACAUAGUAAUGAAACAAUAACACCAACAGAACAGUACAAUACAACACAAGCAGUACAGAAAAGCAACAAAACUAUAACAAACAACAGAAGACAGCAGAGAAACUGUGUGAUGGUACACUGGGCAUGAGAUGGAUUAUCGAAUUAAAAAGCCAUGGUGAACAGGUGAGUUUUGAGGGUGGAUUUGAAAAUGUCCAGUGAAGGGGCAUCGCGGGUUACAGGGGGGAGAGAGUUCCAGAGGGUGGGGGCAGUGACGCUGAAGGCCCGGUCACCAAAAGUUUGGAGGCGGGAGUGAGGGAUGAAGAGUAGGCUGGAGUCAGAGGAGCGCAGACAUCUGGACAGUGUAGGGUUGGAGGAGGUCUGUUACAUACUGUGGGGCGAGGGCAUGGAGGGACUUGUAACUGAGGAGGAGGAUUUUGUAGAUAAUGUGGGACUUGACCGGGAGCCAGUGGAAUUCAUGUUGAAUCAAGACAUACAUUUAGAGACAGGGGGGGCUACUAGUCACACCGCAAUGUGUUUCUCGUACUUGUUCAGACAAAAUCAGGUCUUAUGUUUUGAGACAUAUACUAUUUCAUCCAGUUCUCAAUAAAAACUUCCUUUUGGGUUCUCGAA
Molecule: messenger RNA, 2062 nt
Organism: Epinephelus lanceolatus (giant grouper)
Lineage: Eukaryota; Metazoa; Chordata; Actinopteri; Perciformes; Serranidae
Gene: polr1h
Product: RNA polymerase I subunit H
Biological process (GO): DNA-templated transcription; termination of RNA polymerase I transcription
Cellular component (GO): RNA polymerase I complex
Molecular function (GO): nucleic acid binding; zinc ion binding
Source: RefSeq, a predicted model, not a curated record